AAGAAGAAGAAGAAGAAGAAGAAGAAGAAGAAGAAGAAGAAGAAGUGGGAUGAAAACAAAGAAAUAAAACUUACAUGCGCAGGAUUUUCUCGGUGGAAAGAACUAAACAUGAUUCUGUUCACAUAUUAUAGACUGCUCCACUUACUGAGAAUAUCAGACAGUAAAGCUUCAAUAUUCCGUAAUGGAACUUUGUUAAAACAAGGAACGUGUUGCUGGUUGCAUUUGAAACAAUGCCAGGGGUUUGUGGAUAAAAAAGGAUUGCUGGACAGGCAGAAGCAGCAAAUGGCCAGGGGUCUUCCUAAACAGAAGCCCAUCACUGGCGUCAAACAGGUGAUUGUUGUUGCUUCAGGGAAAGGAGGCGUGGGCAAGUCUACAACAGCAGUGAACUUGGCUCUAGGAUUGAUGGCCAUUGAUCGGUCAAAGUCAGUUGGUCUGUUGGAUAGUGACGUCUAUGGCCCAUCCAUUCCCAAACUGAUGAACCUAAAAGGAAAUCCCGAGCUCAGUGAGGAUAAUCGGAUGAUUCCUCUUAUAAACUAUGGCGUGCCAUGCAUGUCAAUGGGCUUCCUGGUGGAGGAUGCAUCUCCGAUAGUGUGGAGGGGACUGAUGGUAAUGUCUGCUAUAGAGCGGUUGGUCAGACAGGUAGACUGGGGCUCUUUGGACUACCUAGUGGUGGACAUGCCUCCUGGGACAGGGGAUGUCCAGCUAUCAAUCACUCAGAACAUUCCAAUAGCAGGUGCAGUCAUUGUUUCAACACCUCAAGAUGUUGCUCUGCUGGAUGCUCGCAGAGGAGCCGAGAUGUUUAAAAAAGUUAACGUGCCGGUUCUGGGUCUGGUUCAGAACAUGAGCGUUUUCCAGUGUCCCAACUGUCACCAUCAGACCCACAUCUUUGGCUCUAAUGGGGCACGGCAACUCGCAGAGACGAUUGGAGUCAGGUUUUUGGGUGACAUCCCUCUUCACCUAAACAUCAGAGAGAUGUCAGACAAAGGACAACCGAUAGUCGUUUCUUCUCCUGACAGCUCAGAGGUAUACCAUGCAACCGGGGUUGAUUUUCCAGCGAGGCUCCCCCCAGAGGGCGAAACACUGAAAAGACGCUCUGAAGGAGCAGUUGUGGCAGGGACACAAAUAUGCCUGCGAGCCAUAUUGCACAGUUGUGGAAAAUCCUGUGCACCUUCCACCAGGGCAAGGGGUCUUCCUCUCCAUCAACGACAGGAGACAUGAGGCUGACGCCUACAAGAAGGUGGCAUCUGCGGUGAUCCAGAGCCUACAGGACCUUAAGACAUGAUUGAAAUUACUUUCUCUCACUGUCCCAAAAAUAAACGCUCUUCAAGCUUAAGUGCAUUUAA
Messenger RNA from Fundulus heteroclitus (mummichog), 1343 nucleotides. RefSeq names its product nucleotide binding protein-like (gene nubpl). Gene Ontology annotation, cellular component: mitochondrion. The transcript has 13 exons. Lineage: Eukaryota; Metazoa; Chordata; Actinopteri; Cyprinodontiformes; Fundulidae. Gene Ontology annotation, biological process: mitochondrial respiratory chain complex I assembly; iron-sulfur cluster assembly. The coding region runs from base 109 to 1218 and encodes 369 amino acids. Gene Ontology annotation, molecular function: ATP-dependent FeS chaperone activity; 4 iron, 4 sulfur cluster binding; ATP binding. The record is from RefSeq and is a predicted model, not a curated record.